AUGUGGCGUGAGCUAAUCAACAAACGUAUGAAGGUUACCUCGGUACAGAGAAACAUCAAAGAAAUAAUUCGUGAACUUAAAGAUCGUGCGGAGAGGAGGCGAGUAGAAGAAUCAGCUAAGGAUCGUGGAGCAGGACAACGGAAGGUAACGGAAGUGUUAGUGAAAGAUGCAAACAACACCUACACUUGUCUAGAUUGUAACAGAUCCUUCAAGCCGCAAGGUCACGGGACAUGUGAAGUCGUGUGCAAAAGGUUGGUGUAAGAAAAACAACAUUAAAAUUUGAAAGAAAUGAUGUGAAAACAAAUUAUGUUUAGUAAUACUGGUGACGGGUGUUUUGUCUGCCUUCUUUGACCUCCUGUUUUGGAUUUAAAAGCAAUUCUUUUAUCUACUACCUUUUAACUACUUAAAUAAACCGUUUCAAGAUUUCUAUGUAGAAACUUUGGCGUGCCAGGUUAGAAUUACUGCCUAUACUCAAUUUUUCUACUAUUUUCUAGAAUUAAAGGUGAAAUUAGACUUAAUACGACAUUGUUCUCUUUUACGCGAGUUAGGAUUGUAAAUAAGACAUGAUUACCUCGUGAACAAUGCUCUUUUCUUUGUACUUUUAUUUAGCUACUCCCUUUUCUUGCUUUCUUUCUUUUCCGCUUUGUAGGUAGAAGGAAGAAAGAGAGAGACAAAGAAUCGCUGCGUUGUGUAUUACAAAAAGACGAAGGAGAUGGCCCACGUUCACAAGGGAACAAUAGUUUUGUCCUUCGAAACGUUACGGUUGAAUUUUCCCUAUUGACGC
Molecule: messenger RNA, 784 nt
Organism: Didymodactylos carnosus
Lineage: Eukaryota; Metazoa; Rotifera; Eurotatoria; Philodinida; Philodinidae
Source: the annotation of a GenBank genome assembly